Messenger RNA from Dermochelys coriacea (leatherback sea turtle), 3530 nucleotides. It is a transcript of the gene ENTPD1, whose product is annotated as ectonucleoside triphosphate diphosphohydrolase 1. Bases 852 to 2387 code for a protein of 511 amino acids. Gene Ontology annotation, molecular function: UDP phosphatase activity; GDP phosphatase activity. Gene Ontology annotation, biological process: nucleoside diphosphate catabolic process. The transcript is spliced from 10 exons. The record is from RefSeq and is a predicted model, not a curated record. Gene Ontology annotation, cellular component: plasma membrane. Lineage: Eukaryota; Metazoa; Chordata; Testudines; Dermochelyidae.
ACUGGGCAUCCUGCUCCUGGGAUUACUGAGAGAUGAUAAACAUGUAGGCUGCAAAGUAUUUUUAUAGUCAUUUUUCAGGGUUUAGCCAUUCUUUGAAGCAGGGUGCAUGUGUCACAAGCCAAACAGUAAACCAACCCUUCCUCUCUUCAGGAGCUCUAAGUGUGUGAAGGUGAGGGGCCCAGGGCACAGAAGAUGAGUGUCUGUGGGAUGAAGAGCCCAGAUUUGUACAGUUGUCAUUGGAAUUGGUAGAUGCAGCAAAGUUUGCAAAAAUUAAUUAUAAAUCAACCGCUUCCCCCCCCCCCUUUCCCAGCUGUACUUUCCAUUUUUCUUGUGUGUUUGGAUCUAGGUGGUGAAAUGUAGCAGAUGGAAGUGAGGGAGGGCAAAGCUAUCUCCUUUUAAGAGUAGCUCUUCCUCUCGUAUACAGCCUGGCCAGAGCCAAGGGAGCCUGCGUGUUAGAUGACUUCAAAGACUGAUGAAUAAUUGCUUUCUGUUUAUGUCCAGGACACUAUUUUUCUUUGAAAAGUGCCAGCACAGCCAGACAUAUAUCUGCCUCUGCUUACGUCCCAAAAGGGGAAGGAACAAGGUAUUCUCUUUGGCAGCUUUUGCAUACUAUUACCAAACACUUUGUGGCACUCUCUUAGUGGAAGCCUGGAAGCAAUCAUGAGUUAAUUUCUGCCUUAAUGAAAAAUCAGAGGGUGACCUGCUUCUAAGUUCCUUCUGAGUCAUGCAGAGUUAAACUAACCCCUCCCACAGCCAUGGACCGUUAAAUAGCUCUGUUUCAUGUGCACCUCUCACUAAGCAGCUCAGAGCCAGCAGAGGCUCAGAAAGGCGGGGAGAGAACACUGGCACUGAUGGACGAGCCAAAGGGUACCAAACCAAGGAAAUCCUGGCCUAGAAAGGCCCUGCUCAUCCUGGGGUUCCUCUUUGCUUUGGCUGUGAUUGCCUUAAUCGCGAUGGCAGUGAGUCAGAACAAGCCACUCCCAAAGAAUAUUAAGUAUGGAAUUGUGCUGGAUGCUGGUUCGUCUCACACUAACUUGUAUGUGUAUGAGUGGCCAGCGGAGAAGGAGAAUGACACUGGGGUGGUGCACCAGGUGGAAGUGUGUAAAGUAGAAGGUCUGGGGAUCUCGGGUUACUCCCAGGACACAGAGAAAGCUGGCCUCUCCCUCCAGCAAUGCAUAAAAAGAGCUCAGGAAGUGGUUCCAGAACAGCAGCACGGAGAAACCCCUGUCUACCUUGGGGCUACAGCUGGAAUGCGGCUGCUCAGCUUGCAGAACAGAAGUAUAGCUGACAGAGUCCUCUCUGCAGUGGAGAAGACGCUGCACUCAUCCCCCUUCAACUUCCAGGGUGCCAGAGUCAUCAGUGGUCAGGAAGAAGGAGCCUAUGGCUGGAUCACCAUUAAUUACCUGUUGGGCAACUUCAAGCAGCCUGGCUGGCUGAACUUUGUGCCUCACCUGAGAUCCAGCAGGGGGACAUCAGGGGCCCUGGACCUUGGUGGAGCCUCCACGCAGAUCACCUUUGUACCGGACCAAGAGCCAACUGAAUCUCAAGAGAACUCACUGCACUUUCGUCUCUAUGGCAAGAACUACAAUGUGUAUACACACAGCUUCCUGUGCUAUGGGAAGGACCAGGCUCUGCGCCUGAAGCUGGCCAGUGACCUACAGAGCACGCGGAAUGGCAGCCUCCUGGAUCCCUGCUUUCAUCCAGGAUAUUUGAGGAUUAUGAAUAUAAGUGACCUCUAUACGAACCCCUGUAUAGCUAAUGGUGAGCAGCAGCUUCCAUUCACACAGCUUCACCUUCAGGGGAAUGGGGAUUACCAAAGGUGCCGAAAGACCAUCCAGAAGAUCUUCAACACUAGCCAUUGCCCUUACUCCAGCUGCUCCUUCAAUGGGAUUUUCCUGCCUCCAUUACAAGGGGAGUUUGGGGCAUUUUCUGCUUUCUACUUUGUGAUGAACUUUUUAAACCUGACGACAGAGAAGAGCCCAGUCCCUCUGGACAAAGUGACAAGCACCGUGGAAAGAUUCUGCUCCAGACCUUGGCACGAGGUAAAGGCAGAAUUUCCCAAGAUAAAAGAGAAGUACCUGAGUGAAUAUUGUUUCUCCGGGACCUACAUCCUCUCCCUCCUGGAGAAUGGCUAUGGAUUCACUACAGAGAAAUGGCAAAGCAUCCAGUUCCUUGGAAAGAUUGGCAGCAGUGACGCAGGCUGGACUCUGGGCUACAUGCUGAACCUGACAAACAUGAUCCCUGCAGAGAAGCCCCCGACACGCCCUCUCUCCCAUGCCAGUUAUGUGGGGCUCAUGGUGUUCUGCUCUCUCGUGUUGGUGGCUGUGCUCCUGCUUGGGUGGCUUACCUUCCACAAACCGAAGUGCCUGCAGAAGGGACUCAUUUAGGGAGAGGCAAAUCCCGCAGUGGAGGCUGUAAUGGGCCCCUGCCACACCAGCUGUCAUACAGAGUUCUGAGGUCACCUGCAGAGCCAGCCUUAUGCAGCAGAGUCGGUCCUGCCUUUCACUGAAGCUACUGCCUGUACAAGGGCAUUCAGUCUUCUCCUCUGGCUCACACCUGCUUUGAUGGAUGCUGGGAUACUACAGGCUCCUCUUCUCUGUGGAGAUGUAUCUUGUUGGGGUCCCUUCUUGAAUGGGUCACAUGAAGCAGCAGCUUUCCAGUUCCCUUUGCUGCUUGUUCUUUUUGGUCUUGCUUAGGGAGAGACAGCAGUAAUCCCUGAGGGAACUGCUGCGACUUGGAAGCACCAAGCUGGCUGUGGGGCUAAUCUCAGAAUUACGCAGGAAGCUAUUGCACUAUGCAGAGAUCUAUUUUCUUUCCUUGGGAGGCAAUCCCCACAGCUGCUCAGAGCCUGUCUGAGCAGGGCAUCUGCACCAGCACAAACCAAGCUUGCUGCCCUUGGCCCCCUUCAGUUCCUCAGGAGCAUGCUGUAUCCUAGCUCUGCCUAUCAUGCAAAACCUUCUGGAUCCCAGCUGCCCACUGCUUAGAUGGCCACACAGCCGAACACCAAUAUGGGACAAGCAGAUGUGAGGGAGAAGGAACAGAAGAUGUUGGGUCUGGAGGAGGCCAGCAGCCUUGGCUGAGCCCUGGCAACAGACCUGAAAUACUAGGAGGCAAAAUGUUCCUUCCACAGAAGAUUGUUGUAUAUAUGAAAGGAAACCUCUUCUCUCACCACCUUCCAGAACUUAUCCCUGGCCCAUAGCAGGCCUCUGUCCAGAUUGAGUCUGAUGUAAGGGACCUGUCUAUCUGAUCACACACAUUCUUAGCCAGACACCACUGAUCUCUCCAGGAAUAACUCACAUUGGGCAAGGAUCAUUUGCAAACAGCUGGGAUUUAUAUUGUACCUGCAGGCAGGGUUCCCUGGACACUGAACCCUACAGCACACCUACAAGAUUCCAGUGGAACCAUCUCUCUGGCAAUGCUAAUCACACAGAAACUUAGACCCGAGGGAAGGGUGUUUAGUAGAUCAUGUUCCUUUAAAAGACACCUGGCAGCGUUGUAAACUGAAACAUGCAAAUAUUGAUUAAUUGAUU